Meloidogyne enterolobii is the source of this 1017-nucleotide messenger RNA. NCBI's taxonomy places the organism in Eukaryota, Metazoa, Nematoda, Chromadorea, Rhabditida, Meloidogynidae. The record is from the annotation of a GenBank genome assembly.
UUUUUAUUUUUUCUUUAUUUUCUAGACUUUUUUUUCUUAUUUCUCGCAUGCAGGAUUUUUUCUAAAAAUUUUUCCCCCAAAAUUCCGCGCGGGAUCCCGUCCCGCACCGACUUCUAUUAUUUUCCCUACUUUUCGAUUUUUUGGAGACAUUUUGCUUUAAUUUUAAUUUUUAUAUUUUUCAGUAUGAAGCGUACAUAUUUACUUCGUAGACCUAAAGACGAUGACGAAGAAGAAGAUUUUUAUUCACAAGAAGCAGUCAAAGCCAAACCAAUAGACCCCCAUUUAGCCCGAAAUUUAGGCCCUACCUUUGCUGCUGGGAAAGAUUUUGUUCGGGCUAGUCAAAAAUCUCAAAAUGAAUUUUAUGGCAAUCAAAAAGUUAUGGAGGCGAGUACUUCUGGAGGAGGAACUGAGAAGGAAUAUAGACAAAUGACUCACGAUGAAAGAAAUAAUUUGAGUGCAAGUAUUAUUAAAGCUGAAUUGAAGGGAGACAAGGAAAAAGUAGUAAAAUUAAAAAGAAGACUUGAAGAAGGAAUUAUUGAAAUUAAAUCAAAAAAAGGUGAAGCUGGACAAGAAAAGAAUGGUGAGAAGAAACCUGUGAUAUUAAUGGAAAUGGACAGAAAGAGUGGAUUGACUAAACCUGCAGUUGCUUCAAAUAAGUCAAAUAAAACGGCAGACAAUUCUAACAACAAUAAACAACAAAUAAUGGGUGUACUUGAAGAAGAAUAUUCAAAACAAUCAAGUUUGGACGAUAUGCUUGCUGAAGAGAAGCGAACGACUGCUGAGGAUCAGCUUUCAAUGUUUAACCAGGCUGCUGAGAUAUUUUCACAAAACCGUCAAGACGAGGAAGGAUUUUUUGAUGACACUUUGGAUAGUCGGAAGAAACGAAAAACUGAUAAAGCUGAUUCUCAACAACGCCAAACAAUGAUAAAAGGUUGGGAAAAUUUUUUAUAUAUUUUUAAAAAUUCUAAAAAAAAUUUUUGUGUGGGUUUAUGUCGGGGACUAUGCAAAAGAACAUAA